This is a messenger RNA of Melampsora larici-populina 98AG31, 1507 nucleotides long. RefSeq lists its product as uncharacterized. The coding region runs from base 177 to 1217 and encodes 346 amino acids. Gene Ontology annotation, biological process: pyridoxine biosynthetic process; amino acid metabolic process; pyridoxal 5'-phosphate biosynthetic process. NCBI's taxonomy places the organism in Eukaryota, Fungi, Basidiomycota, Pucciniomycetes, Pucciniales, Melampsoraceae. The record is from RefSeq and is a predicted model, not a curated record. The transcript has 7 exons. Gene Ontology annotation, molecular function: amine-lyase activity.
AAACUUCACCUUCUUGCCACUCAUUCAUAGUCAUCUCAAUCUCAUCUUCCCUUCGAGCAAAACCCCAACUUUGGUUCCUCUCAGCUUUCCCUCACAACUGCCGUUUGUUAUCUAUAUCCGAUCGGACUUCCACUCAUCUCCAAGCUUUCGUCGGAUCCUUGAAUUCAUCCUCAAUCAUGGAAAGCACUACCCCCAAUCAAUCAUCAUUGGCCCCCAACUCCCAUAACCCAGUCAUCGUCGGCAGUCCAGGAAAGAACAACGGAAUCCCAGCAGCAGCAGGUUCUACUAGAUCGGCUACUGCAAUGCAAACUUCUGGUUCUAUCGCUGGUACCAGCGUCGGCACUGGUACUUUCGGUGUCAAGACUGGUUUAGCACAAAUGUUGAAAGGUGGUGUGAUCAUGGAUGUUGUCGAUGCUGAACAAGCCCGAAUCGCCGAGGAAGCUGGUGCUUGCGCUGUCAUGGCAUUGGAACGGGUACCUUCCGAUAUUCGCCGUGAUGGUGGAGUCGCUCGCAUGUCAGAUCCUCAAAUGAUCAAAGAGAUCAUUGAUGCUGUCACUAUCCCGGUGAUGGCAAAAGCUCGAAUUGGGCAUUUUGUUGAAGCCCAGAUCUUGCAAGCGAUUGGAGUAGAUUACAUUGAUGAAUCCGAAGUCCUCUCACCGGCCGACCCAGAUCAUCACAUCAAUAAACAUAUUUACAAGGUCCCAUUCGUUUGUGGCGCCAAGAACUUGGGGGAAGCACUUCGUCGAAUCUCAGAAGGCGCUGCCAUGAUCCGUACCAAGGGUGAAGCUGGUACCGGAAACGUCAUCGAAGCGGUUAGGCACGAGCGGGCUGUUUUAGCUGAUAUCCGAAAAGCCUCGGUAAUGUCUGAUGAGGAACUCUACACGUUUGCCAAAGAGCUUUCUGCACCUUAUCAUCUCUUGAAGGAAGUUGCAAGGACAAAGCGAUUACCCGUCGUCAACUUUGCCGCCGGAGGAAUCGCUACACCUGCUGAUGCGGCACUGAUGAUGCAAUUAGGAUGUGACGGUGUCUUUGUCGGUUCUGGUAUCUUCAAAUCUGAGAAUCCAGCCCUGUUGGCUAAAGCAAUUGUUCAGGCUACGACUCAUCACAAUAAUCCUCAGAUGCUAGCCGAAAUUUCAACAGGCUUAGGCCCGAUGAUGAAAGGAGAAGGAAACCUUCAAGACCCAAAAGUGGUCAAGAUGUCUGCUCGAGGCUACUAGUCCCUUGUUAUCAUCUCUAGUCCAUACAUCCAAUCUCCAUCACCUUGAUUCCUCCCAGAGGCUAUAUCCCCCUUCUCUUACUUUUCUUUGUUAGUAGUCUAUGUCUCUCUUUCUCUUUUGUUCAUGAGAUUGAGGUGAAUGGUUCUAGGCCAGCAGUGUUGUAGCAUUUCACGUUUUGAUCAUUCCUCAUCAAACUUUUGUGCUGUUCAACCAGCUCAUUAAGCACUUGAAAUUGCAUGUUUAUAUUCUUUACAUUUUUCUACAAUUUUCAUGAAUGGUGUUUGCCAAGG